AUGGCCUUGAGCUCCGCCCAGGCGCCGGCGGCGAGGCCUGCUGCUUCCCGUCCAGAUCUGAUCGUGAACCUCUACAGCCUAACGAUGGCGGGAUUCAGAAGCCUUGCACCCAAGACCAGGAACCUGGUGGUGGCUGGGGGACUGUCUGCCUUCGUGCUCGGGGUCUACUACUACACCAUGAGAGCGGUGGGAGGCACGGACGAGCUGCAGGUGGCGAUUGACAAGUUUGAGGACAUGAAGAAGGAUGCUGCCAGAAACUCCAACGCAGGAGGAUCAUAA
This is a messenger RNA of Miscanthus lutarioriparius, 279 nucleotides long. The record is from the annotation of a GenBank genome assembly. Lineage: Eukaryota; Viridiplantae; Streptophyta; Magnoliopsida; Poales; Poaceae.